CAGCUGUGACAUAUUUCGAUGGGAUUCUAACCGGUGCUAAGAUGAAUCGUUGGCUUAAUCGUGUGGCUGUUGUAACUGGGGCCAGCUCUGGCAUUGGCAAAGCCUGCUGCAAGGAUCUGGUAUCGAAGGGCAUGAUUGUGGUUGGUCUGGCCCGACGUGGAGAGAAACUGUUGCAGUUAAAGUCUAAUUUGCCAGUUAAUCAGGCAGCUCGCUUCCACGGUCGUCAGUGUGAUGUUAGCAUCGAGCAAGAAGUGAUUGAUUCCUUUCAAUGGAUUGAACAAACCUUGGGCGGUUGUGAUGUUCUAGUCAAUAAUGCCGGAAUUGUUCGUCGUUGCAAUAUCACAGAUUCAGGAAAUUCUUCCGAUCUACGUGCCAUUUUGGAGACCAAUGUUUUGGGUGUCGCUUGGUGUACACGAGAAGCGUUUCAUUCUAUGCAACAGAGACAAGUUAAUGAUGGCCAUGUUGUACUCAUCAACAGCAUAGCUGGCCAUAGUGUUCCAAUGGUAAAUGGUCUAAGCUUUAAUAUGUAUGCUCCAUCUAAGCAUGCAAUUACUGCAAUGACCGAAGUACUCAGACAGGAAUUCUUUAAAAAAGACACAAAAAUUAAAAUAACUAGCAUCAGUCCUGGUGUCGUAAAUACCGAGAUCUUUGAUGAGAACUCCGUGGAAGUGGCCACCGGAAUGCCCAUGCUGCAACCGGAAGAUAUAGCUCACGCUAUCAGCUAUUGCAUACAAACUCCGCCCAAUGUGCAGAUACAUGAACUUACCAUCAAACCAGUUGGAGAAAGAUUUUAAAACACAAACUAUGUACAUAUAAUGUUUUCUAUUUCAAACCAAUUGGCUAAAAUAAUAACUGCUACUUGGAGAAUUUAAAA
Molecule: messenger RNA, 874 nt
Organism: Drosophila willistoni
Lineage: Eukaryota; Metazoa; Arthropoda; Insecta; Diptera; Drosophilidae
Product: farnesol dehydrogenase
Exons: 2
Coding region: 42-794 (250 amino acids)
Source: RefSeq, a predicted model, not a curated record